This is a messenger RNA of Thlaspi arvense, 1007 nucleotides long. NCBI's taxonomy places the organism in Eukaryota, Viridiplantae, Streptophyta, Magnoliopsida, Brassicales, Brassicaceae. The record is from the annotation of a GenBank genome assembly.
UAUCAUUUCAAAAAAAAAAAAAAUUUGAAUCAUUGUCUCGAUUUAGAUAUAUUAUAUGCAAAUAUACCGACGACCUUACGAGACAAAAGCUUGGCAGAAUCGAAUCUCUCCAGCGGAGACUAUGGUGAAGAUUUAUCCCGACCAGACAAUCUCCGGCGCCGGAAAAGAAACAGGUUCGCCGUACUUGACGACGGAGAAAGAGAGUUUCACGAUUUGGAUGAAGUCGUUGGUGUUCAAUACAAAUGGCUGCACCGUGUUCGAUUCGAAAGGAAAUAUAAUCUAUCGUGUCGAUAAUUAUAAUUCUAAGAGCUGCCGUGAAGUUUAUCUCAUGGAUUUACACGGUCAUGUCUUGUUUACCUUACGUAGACAGAAAUUUGGAUUAUUCAAGACCUGGGAAGGAUAUAGAUCACCAUCUGAGAUAGCUGAAUCAACAACAAGCUUAGAAUACUUCCGAGUGAAAAAUAAUAAUUUUCAGAUUCCGAGUAAAGAUUCAUCUUCUACGUAUAGAGUCAUAACGGGAUCGUAUAGAAACGAUGAACAAUGUUGUUAUAAGAUGGUAACUCGGGGAUCAAGUUUAGGAGUCGAGGAUAACUGUGGAAGAAUUGUGGCAGAAGUGAAGAGAAAACAAUCGAGGAAUGGUUUGGAGCUAGGAGAAGAUGUUUUGACGAUGAUGGUGGAGUCACAAGUUGAUCACUCUUUCAUCGUCGGACUUGUUUUAACUCAUAGUCUUAUCAAUUCUAAACUGUAAUAAAAGGCCAACUUGAUUAAAUAGGUAAAAUAGUUUUUUUUUUUUUUUAACUUCCGCAAAUUUGGUAUCGUUCUUUCUAAUCAAAGAACAGCUAACGUUAUAUGUGCUUGUAAGUUGUAAGGUAGAUAGUUUUAAUAAAGUUGAGUGUAAGCUCUCCUUCGUCGAAAUAUUUUGAGAGUUUUGAAAGACGGAGUCAAAUGACAGAUUAGUAAGUUUGAGAUGUUUAUAAUUUAAACUAAUGUUACCUGUAAGAUAGAGA